AUGUAUUUUCUACCGAUAUUUUUCUCUUACAUUAUUUUAUUUCAAGUUAACGUUUUUGCUCAAUUAAGUUCAAGCUCUUGUUCUCUUCUUCGUUCAGUUGAUAGUCUGACGAUUGUUAUACCAGAAAUUGUUCAACUUGCUAUGCGUUAUUAUCAUGCUUCAUCAUUUCCAAGUCAACAUCAUCGACAAAAACGUUUUUUAUUUAGUGAAAAUAUACCAAAAAAUGGUAGUUCUAGUGGCACUAAAGGUCGUGUAAUUGAACAAAUGAUUGUUAAUACACUACAAGAUAUUAAUUUUACUAAUGUUGCAAUUUUAAUACUAAAUAAUAAUGAAACAAUGAAUAAACUUCGAAAAAAUAUUGAUAAUGAAGCAAUUAUUCAAAUAAUUUUACGUGAAAUUGAUUAUGAAAAAUUAGGUAGUGGUUUAUGGUCUGCUGCUGAAAAUAGUUUUGAUUUAGAACAUUUUGUUACCAGUAUUAUUAAUAUUACUCGUAUAGAUAAAAUUCAUGAUGAACUUAUUAAAAAUGGUACUUUACCUGAAUGGCUUUUAAAAAGUAUUCAUCCAGAUUUAAAUAGUGAAAAAAUUCAACAAAUAUUUUCAACAUUAAAAAAUGUUACUCAUAAAUUUGUACAAGUUUUAAGUAAAUCAGAACGAUUUGAUAAUUAUUUAUUUAAUAUGAUAACACAACAAGUUUUAACACCAUUGAAUAAUAUUAUUCAAAAUAUAGAAGAAUCUAAACCACAAACAUUUAAUCAAUUAAUUGAAAUUAUAAUUAAUAAUGUCAAUCGAGUAGCUAUGGAACAAAUCACAACAACAACAACAACAAAGGUAUCUGAAAAGAAAUCAUCAACAUCAACUGUUGCAACAGUAGAUCUUAAUCAUAGUAAUGAUGUUAAAUUAAUGCUCUAUCAAUGGUCAAUUGCUGUGGAUUCUAUGGGACAAACAGUUCGAAUUAUAUUAAAAUCACUUGAAAAACUCUAUUGUGCAUCUCUAUGGGAAUAA
This is a messenger RNA of Rotaria sordida, 1002 nucleotides long. Lineage: Eukaryota; Metazoa; Rotifera; Eurotatoria; Philodinida; Philodinidae. The record is from the annotation of a GenBank genome assembly.